Messenger RNA from Tripterygium wilfordii, 1317 nucleotides. Its product is annotated as zinc finger protein WIP2-like. Gene Ontology annotation, molecular function: DNA-binding transcription factor activity. Bases 51 to 1115 code for a protein of 354 amino acids. Gene Ontology annotation, cellular component: nucleus. The record is from RefSeq and is a predicted model, not a curated record. Lineage: Eukaryota; Viridiplantae; Streptophyta; Magnoliopsida; Celastrales; Celastraceae. Gene Ontology annotation, biological process: anatomical structure development; regulation of gene expression. The transcript has 2 exons.
CUCUCUCUCUCUCUCUCUCUCUCCCUUUAACACUCUUAUCUUCUUCAGUCAUGGCUGAUCCUUAUGGAUGGUUCCACCAUUUCUCUUCAGCCUCCUCAUCUUCUUCCUCCAAUAAUCCAUCUUUUGUUGGGUACAAUUUCUACUCAUCAAGUUAUAACAACAACAACAUAAAUAACAAUAUCUCUUCUUAUGUUCAUCAUCAUCAUCACUAUCAAUUAUCCUCAUCAUCAUCAACAUCUCCUCCUUCUCCUCCUCUCAAAGAAGCUCUUCCACUCCUCAGUUUAAGCCCAAGAAGGCAUGAUCAGGUACAAGAUCAUUCCUCAUGCACUACUGCCAUGGAAGUGGACAAGAACAACAAAGAAGAAAUUAAUCUCUUCUCAUCUACUACUUGUGGUGGUGAUGAUGAUAGUGUUACUGUAGCACUACAUUUAGGGCUUCCUACUUAUUCUACGACUUCAUCAGCUGAAUUAAUCUCAAGAAUCUCGUCUGAUCAUCAUCAUCAAGAGAUCUCUGGUGAUAAAGAAGACCUAGUAACAGUUGCUUCUACUCCUUACAAUUCAAGCUGUCUUAACAAAGGCCAGUAUUGGAUCCCAACUCCUGCUCAGAUUCUGAUUGGUCCAACACAGUUUUCAUGUCCACUUUGCUUCAAGACCUUCAAUAGAUACAAUAACAUGCAGAUGCAUAUGUGGGGGCAUGGAUCUCAGUACAGAAAAGGACCAGAGUCUUUGAGAGGAACACAGCCAACAGCAAUGCUUAAGCUUCCAUGCUACUGCUGUGCAGCAGGUUGCAGGAACAACAUUGACCAUCCAAGGUCAAGGCCACUGAAGGACUUCAGAACUCUCCAGACCCACUACAAGAGAAAGCAUGGGAUAAAGCCAUUCAUGUGUAGAAAAUGUGGCAAGGCAUUUGCAGUGAGAGGUGAUUGGAGAACCCAUGAGAAGAAUUGUGGGAAGCUCUGGUAUUGUACUUGUGGUUCUGAUUUCAAGCACAAGAGAUCUCUGAAAGAUCACAUUAAGGCUUUUGGACAAGGACAUGCUGCUUAUGGGAUUGACUCCUUUGAAGAGGAAGAUGAACCUGCUUCAGAGAUUGAACAAGAUAAUGAGUCCUCUCAGUAAUUAUCUCAUUAAUAUUAAUCAUCAUUACUCUCUCAAGACUAGUAGUUAUAAGACACUACUAGCUUAAUUUUCUUCUUCCUAGCUCUAGCUACUUAUAGUUCUAUUUAGUAUUUACUACUCUUUUAGAAGUUUCUUAGCAUUUGGAGACUCGAGAUAAAUAAAUGUUAGACAAAUUAAGUUCCUAUGAUUAAUUUCUAUUUGA